AUGGCACAGGAGCUAAAUUGUGCCGGCCUGCUGCCUUACGUUUGCUCGGUGCAAGCAUCCGAGGUGCGUGAGUUCAUACUCAGGGAUUCGGACUCGAAGAUUCUCGCUGGGGACCUGCUGUGGCAAAUGGAUGAAAUGUGUUUUGUGGUGCUGAUAGGAAUAGGCAUCACAAUUGUUUGGAUGCUGUGCCUUCGCUUCUGGAUGAGCAUCUACUCUUGGCUGGUGAUGAUGGCGUCGGCUGUCAGCACGCUAGCCUUCACAAUCACACUUUGGUUGGCCUGGGGCAAUGACAUCACACUAUAUAGGCGCUCGCCUGGUGACGUGAUGGAGCUGUCCAAACACAAUGAACGCAGUAACCUGUGGAUCGUGGUAUUGGUGCUACUCACGAUACUCACGAUCGUCACACUGCUCAUGAUUGCCGCCGUUCUCAAGAAAGUCACGAUGAUUGUGGGUGUGUUAGAAGAAGCCGGAAGAGCCCUUGGUGACGUGCCUUCUCUUUUCGGCCAAGCUAUCAUGGCAGCCGGAGGAAUUGUUGUAAUCGCUGGGUUCUGGCUUCUUGGUCUCAUCGCCAUGCUGUCGGUUGUGCAUCCAUUCAUUGACGACGCACAGCAGCGGACCGUUGGUUUUCAUACAGACGGCUUUUUUCUGGCCAUGUGCCCGCCAUAUGUAUUAUUAUUCCUCUGGCUGGCCAACAUCAUCCUGAGCUGCCAGCACUUCGUCGUAGCUAGCACCAUAGCCGCCUGGUACUUUACAAGGCACAAGACGCACAUGAGCGCGCCGGUGAUGAGGAGCAUGCAGCUCCUGGUAGGCUACCACCUGGGCUCGAUCAUCUACGGCUCGCUGGCACUCGUCGUCGCGGAUCCCCUGAGGGCGAUCAUCUCUGGCACACGUCUCGUCUGGCAUGAUAAUACUCAGGCGGGGGCGUCAGCCACCAGGCUUGUGAGGCCGUGUUGUAGCUGCCUCGACCGAUUUUUGAUGCACCUCAACCGCAAGGCCUACAUUGUCAUGGCGAUGCAUGGCUUGAGCUUCCGUACCAGCGGUCGGAGGGUGCUACGGCUACUAGACCGUCAUUGCCAGCAGGUGGCGAAACUCGACACCGUCUCUGGGUUCGUGCUCUUCCUAGCCAAAUUCAACGUUGCACUGCUGGCAGUGUUUAGCGGACUCUGGAUCAUUAAGGAAAACCAGACGACGGUGUAUGUGUGGGCUCCUUUGAUUGCAGCUGGCUGCGUAGCAUACUAUAUAGCUGAUUCCUGCAUAUCGCUUUAUGAGGUGGCGGUGGAUACGCUGUUCCUCUGCUUCAGCGAGGACUGUGAGAAAAACAAUGGAGUGACAAAACCAUAUUUUGUCACAGAUUCUUUGAGGGCCUUCAUGCAUGACAGCAAGAACGAACUUCCGGACAUUGGAAGCACGAGAGUGACGUCAUAGGACUAUGGUACACGCUCACAUGGAUCAAUGCACAGAGUGUAAAAAAAAGACAUAUUUUUAUUAAAGUGCCACGCAUUG
This is a messenger RNA of Dermacentor silvarum, 1503 nucleotides long. RefSeq names its product choline transporter-like protein 1. The coding region runs from base 1 to 1425 and encodes 474 amino acids. Gene Ontology annotation, cellular component: membrane. Gene Ontology annotation, molecular function: transmembrane transporter activity. Lineage: Eukaryota; Metazoa; Arthropoda; Arachnida; Ixodida; Ixodidae. The record is from RefSeq and is a predicted model, not a curated record. Gene Ontology annotation, biological process: transmembrane transport. The transcript is spliced from 15 exons.